CCAAAAAGUCUUAAGGAAAAAAAAGUAAAAGAAACAGUAACUUCUUUCCACCAACCACACAAAUAAUAACGUAAUCCGAUUGUAAGAAGAAGACUUUCUUUUUGCAAAACAUUCUUUUCAAAAACGAGAAACGACCGCCGUCGCCGGGAAGUGACGUCACCUCCAAACCUGCCAAAUGGGUGCCACAGACCCCGUAAAGGCUGUGGAAGAGAGAGAAAACAGAGGAGAAGAAGAAACAGAGAAGAAGAAGAAACAGAGAGGAGUAAAAGCUGUGGAGGAGGAAGGAGAUAAAGACGAACUCAAUCACCACAGAUUCUUAGCGAGCUUGAACAGAUUGAACCCAACGAACCCUCUUAGGGUCAUCGUUAACAAUGGCGGAGGCGGUAGAUUCACUACUCCGCCUCCUAACCCCGCGCAGCCGCUCCGAUCUUCCUCAAGAGCUCCUCCGCCGAUUCAGAUUCCUCCCGUUCGCGCGCAACCGCCGGAAGAGCCUCCGCCUCCGCCGUCUCCGUCUCCGUCAACACCACCGCCGCCUCCGCUUCAGCACCAGUCUCGUUCCCUCUUCACACAAACCCCUCAAGAAACUUUGGCGUCGUUGAACUCAUCAAAGUACACAAACAAAUUCUUUCUCUUCCUCUUCAUCCUUCACAAGAUCGUUGCCAUCGGUUUCGUAUGCUUCCUCGUCUUCAGAGGCGUCCAGGGUCUAAUCGGCUCCAACGGAACCGUCAAAAGAAAAGAGCAACGGAUCCUCAGAUUCUUACUUCCACAAGUCGAAGCCGCAUCUCUGCUAAGCAUCCUCCUCGCCUUCUCCUGGCAAAUGGCUAUCCGUCUCUGGCCUGACUUCAUGAUCCACUUCAUACUCUGGAGCACGUUCCUCAUGUCUCUCUCCUCGGGGAUCCUCUUGCUCUGUUUCCAGAUGCCAGCAACCGAUGCCGUCGGUGUCGCCCUCAUCGCCUUCUCCAUCGGAAACGGUUUAUACGCUUGCUGGGUCACUCGCAGGAUCAAGUUCUGUUCCAAGAUAUUAGUCAAGUCGUUAGAGCCCGUUUCGAAGUUCUCCGAUCUCAACCUACCAACCUACUACAUGCUAGCCGCUGGUUUCUUCUGGAUGUCGCUUUGGAUCUUCGGCGUCAUCGGUGCGUUGAACUUUUACUUCCCGCCGCUGGUGGUUAUCGGUUUGGUGUUGAGCUUGGCUUGGACGACGGAGGUGAUGAGGAACGUUGUGAAUCUUACCGUGAGUAGAGUCGUCGCUCUGUUCUAUCUUAGAGGGAUGCAGUCUAGUACGAGGUUUAGUUUCCAGAGAGCCUUGUCUCGUAACUUGGGGAGCGCGUGCUUGGGUUCUCUCUUUGUUCCGACGAUCGAAGCCCUUAGGAUCUUGGCGAGAGGGUUGAGUUUGCUCAAGGGUGAGGAUGAGUUCAUGUUUUGCUGCGCUAACUGCUGUCUUAAACUCAUGACGUUCAUAUUCGAGCACGGCAAUGGAUGGGCCUUUGUGCAGAUAGCAGCGUAUGGGAAAGGGUUUGUGAGGGCGUCACAAGACACGUGGAAACUGUUUGAGGAUGUAGAUAUGGUUGAGAUUGUAGAUGCAGACAUAACAAGCUCUAUAUGUUUCCUCACAGGGAUAUGCAGUGGCUGCGUAUGUGUUAUUGUCGCGGCGGCUUGGACACACACAGUUUACAAGCCUUUUACAGCCACAAUCUCCUUACUUGCUUUCUUCAUUGGUUACCUCAUGACGAGGAUCUCAAUGGCGUUGCCUCACGCAUGCGUGAGUUGCUACUACGCAUGCUACGCUGAGAAUCCAGAGAGCAGAUUUUUUGACAAAACCAUAAAAGAUAGACAAGCUUUGAUCAAAAAUGGUCGUGUUGUUGUUCACACACCUAGAGUCCGCCGUGCUCUAGCCUAGCCCGGUCCUGGCUGCUUAACUCUCUUCUUCUUCUUGUUUUUUCAUUCCUGCCUAAUUGAAAUGGUAAGGUGUUAAGAAAAAAUCAGAAACCAAAAUUAGGUUUUUAAAAAAAAAUGUAUUUAAAAUUUGAUAAUUAAUUUAGUAAAUAUCUGUGAGGGUGGGGAAGAAAGAAUGUGGUUCAUGACUUCAUGUCCUGAACACAAUCCAACUAAGCAAAGUUUGUUGAGCCUUUUUUUUUUCAUUAUUGUUGUUGAAACUAGGGUUGGGCGUUCGGGUACCCAUUCGGGUUUCGGUUCAGUCCAUUCGGGUUUCGGGUUUUCGGGGUCAAAGAUUUCAGUCCCAUUCGGAUAUUUCUAAAUUUUGGUUCGGGGUCGGUUCGGAUCUUUGCGGGUUCGGUUCGGGUUCGGAUAACCCAUUUAAAAUAUUUUUAAAUUUUCAAAAUUCAUUAUAUACUUUAAAUUUUCAAAAUCUAUAAGAAAGAUAAUAUAUUACAUAUAAAUUUUCAUAACAUAUAUGUCAAAAUAUCUUAAUUUAAUAUAUAAAUUGGUUUUCUUUGAAUAUUUGGAUAAAGAAUCAAUAGAUAUUUAACUAUUUUGGUGUUUUCAGUAUACUUUAGCUAUUUUAAACAUUUACUUUUGACUAUUUGCAUAUAUUUUCCGAGUAUUUUGGAAAAUUUAAAGGUAUCUUAUAUAUUUUAAUAAUUUUAAUAUACAUUAUAUAUAAAAAUAAUGUAUAUAUUUAAGUAUAUAAAUUUAUUUCGGAUACAUUCGGGUACCCAAAAUAUUUCGGUUCGGAUCGGGUUCGGUUUCGGUUCUUUAAAUACCGAAAUUUUGAACCCAUUCGGAUAUUUAAUCAAUUUCGGUUCGGAUUCGGUGCUACUUUUUCGGAUCGGGUUCGGUUUGUUUUUUCGGGUUCGGAUUUUUUGCCCACCCCUAGUUGAAACCCCUUCAAUGACUUUCUGUACAUAUAUUUACUUCUUCAAUUAUUUGUUGGUUCCUAUCUGUAACAACAUGGGUAUAUAAGGUGUUGAUUAUUUAUUUAUAAUUAUGACAUCAUGCAUCUGCAUAGAUACGUUGAUGUAAACAUAUUGAUGAAUAUUGUUCCUAUAAAAUUAUUUCGUUUAUA
This is a messenger RNA of Raphanus sativus (radish), 3022 nucleotides long. Its product is annotated as protein PNS1. Gene Ontology annotation, molecular function: transmembrane transporter activity. Lineage: Eukaryota; Viridiplantae; Streptophyta; Magnoliopsida; Brassicales; Brassicaceae. The transcript is spliced from 5 exons. The coding region runs from base 176 to 1897 and encodes 573 amino acids. Gene Ontology annotation, biological process: transmembrane transport. The record is from RefSeq and is a predicted model, not a curated record. Gene Ontology annotation, cellular component: membrane.